Messenger RNA from Ambispora leptoticha, 602 nucleotides. The record is from the annotation of a GenBank genome assembly. Lineage: Eukaryota; Fungi; Glomeromycota; Glomeromycetes; Archaeosporales; Ambisporaceae.
GAUCACAAUCGAGUGCAACGCAAGUUAUGAGCCAAUUUAUUUCACUUUCACAACCAACUUCGAAUCAAUUUACAGAGGAAAGUUUUUUCGAUAGCGUUGUAAGAUGGGGAUUUCAACAAGAAAGUGGCACAAUAAAUCCAUAUCAUAGUCCCAGUAAAUUUAAAGCAAAGUCUUUCUAUGUAAAAUCUUCUGGACUUUCAGCAGAGGGUGUUCAAUCGCUUGUGAAUUUUAUGAAAGGUCUUCCCACCGCAUGUCCAACAUAUGCAGUAUUUGAUUUAUACGCUGGUGGUGCGGCAGCUAGAAUUGCAGAAAAUGCUACUGCGUUCGUGCAUAGGAACGUAUUUCAUUCGAUUGAAUUAUUUACAACUCUGAAUGGUGAUAAUACGACAAACACACAAUGUUUUAAUCAGUUAAAUAGUUUUGGUGAAAUUUUUCAGUCGAAUUAUACUGAUUAUAGUAGUUAUCAGAAUUAUAUGGAUCGAGAUUUAACAGAUUGGCAGCAUAGAUAUCACGGCAGUAAUUUGCCUGCAUUAAUUGCUGUAAAAAAAAUAUAUGAUCCUAAUAAUGUAUUUGGAUUCGUUCAAGGUAUUCCUUUGGCUUAG